AGAGCGGCCCGAGGUGGCUCGUUGGUUUGGUGUAAUUGACAGAGUAGAAGAGUAACGCUAACUUGGCCGCAGUAGUUAGUGAGGUGCUUAAUAUUGACUUGGACUUUGAAGGAAUACGCUUUGAGCACAAAAUUUGCUCAAGUCAGCCACGAGUGGGGCUGUUCAUUUUCGUUGCCUCUGGACAUUUGAUAACUGACAACAACUGGUUGGUUAGCAUUAGCUAACUAGCUAGGAAGCUUCCGAAAAGUAACGCAAGGUUUGAUUCAGUCAUGUCUUCGGCCGGAGACUUCGGAAACCCUUUAAGAAAAUUUAAACUGGUCUUUCUUGGUGAACAGAGCGUGGGAAAGACUUCAUUGAUCACCAGGUUCAUGUACGACAGCUUCGACAACACCUACCAAGCCACAAUAGGAAUUGAUUUCCUGUCGAAAACUAUGUAUCUUGAAGACAGAACAAUUAGGUUGCAGCUGUGGGACACAGCGGGGCAAGAGCGAUUUCGUAGCCUCAUCCCAAGUUACAUCAGAGACUCUGCAGCUGCAGUCGUAGUUUACGACAUUACAAAUGUCAACUCUUUCCAGCAAACCACAAAAUGGAUUGAUGACGUGAGAACAGAAAGAGGAAGUGACGUCAUCAUUAUGUUGGUGGGAAACAAGACAGACCUUGCAGAUAAAAGGCAAGUAUCUAUUGAAGAGGGUGAGCGGAAAGCCAAAGAACUAAAUGUAAUGUUUAUUGAGACUAGUGCGAAAGCGGGCUACAACGUAAAGCAGCUUUUCCGUCGUGUGGCAGCUGCCCUCCCUGGCAUGGACACCACACAGGACAAGAGUAGAGAGGACAUGAUUGACAUUAAGCUGGAGAAACCACCAGAGCAACCUACCAGUGAAGGAGGCUGUUCCUGCUAAUGUUUCUAUCUAAUACAUUCAGUUUUUCUGCGCCCAUAUCCUUCACUACAUCCUCCACUGUCCCCCCCCAGCCUGAAAGAGAACACUACAUCCGUUAUCCUCGCCAUCAUGGAAGUCUGGUAGCCCAUCGGGCUGCUCUGAAAGUCACUUCAGUUGUACUUAAAUUGAAUAUUUGCACUGUAACACACAUGCAUUGAAACAUAUUGAAACAUUGCAUAUUUACGCUUGAACUAAGCCUUCUGUCAUUUCAGCAGAGAUGGUAGUACAAGAAAAAUGAGAAUAGUUUGUGCGUAAAGAUGAUUUUGAACCAAACUGAAAGACAAUGUGUGUCAAAUUCAUCAAAUCAAUGUAUUUGUCUAAGAGUGAGAAUCUUUAUUAAAAAAAAAAAAAGAAGAAGAAGUAAAUAUUGCUUUAAGCUUAAUAAGCACAAUGUGAAUGUGUUGUGUGCAUUUGUCAGUUAACACAAUAAGCGCUUUUGUAUUUGAUUGGCCGAAGUUAAUUUAGGUGUUUUCUUCAAACUAUUUUGUUUUUAACAUUUUGGGAUAAAAUGAGGAAAAGGUUGUAGGAUUGUUUCAAAGUAAAUCAUUAUUUGGAGUGCUGGGUGUAGACAUGUAUACUACACACCCAUGAAGUGUGAGCUAGGAGCUUAUUUUAAACUUGAGUCACAGUUCUCCCAACACGACCUGCACAGUCACGCAGUCUCACACCUACACACCAUGGAAACCAGCACAAAUGCAUAACAUGACUGCAUCAAACACAUUACCGUCCUUCCUCCUCUGCCCACACGUCUAUUGAGAUGGAUUAUUUUUACCUUGGCUUCCAUUUUCUAUUACUUUCUAUUUGGAUAGAUUUUUAUUUCCCUAAAGACUACAGCUGACAUAGAUUAAAACUUUCUUUGAUAGUGUUUGUAGAUUUUCUCAUAAAUCCGACAAUAGACAUUAGAUGUGGAGAUAUAUGCCUUUUGGAGUUGAAUUGUAGAGGGCUUCCUUGGCUUUGGAUUUAUCUAAUUAGGUUUGUUAUGCCGUUUUAUCAACACUUCCUUGUUUUUAUUUUUUGGCAUUGAUCUCUUGUUAGUGAUGAUUCUACAUAUGUAUUUAAUCCACAAUGACUUGUAAUAUUUAUUUCUAUCAAAUUCCUGUUUCUUUUGUAUGGCUGUUAAUAUCUUCACUUUGGGUAUGAGUCGCUAAUAAAAUAUGCAUCCAAACUGGACCACCUAUGACACUCAGCAGAGAGCGACUGCUGUUUCACGUGCUGCCUCGAAGUGGCAGUUUGAUCAUACUGAAAAUAUUGUGCAAUUUUUGUGUAAAACUACAGGCGAGAGUUCAGUUUGUAUAGCGUUGUAGUCCUUAACGUUUCUGGAAUGGAUUCAAAUGAAAGAAUAAAAGUAAACUUGUC
Pelmatolapia mariae (spotted tilapia) is the source of this 2291-nucleotide messenger RNA. Its product is annotated as ras-related protein Rab-6A. The transcript is spliced from 8 exons. The record is from RefSeq and is a predicted model, not a curated record. Gene Ontology annotation, molecular function: GTPase activity; GTP binding. Gene Ontology annotation, biological process: vesicle-mediated transport. The coding region runs from base 270 to 896 and encodes 208 amino acids. NCBI's taxonomy places the organism in Eukaryota, Metazoa, Chordata, Actinopteri, Cichliformes, Cichlidae.